AAGCACUUUGGUGUCCACAGCCAAGCCGCUUGUGAUGAAACUGUAACUUACAAGAAAAGGGCUGGGUUUUGAAAAUAACACAGGCUCUAAAAACCCUAGAAGCGGUGCAACUUUUGGCAGGAAUCGGGGUUAGCGGGACCUCAAGGGCUCACUGCGGCUAAGUGAACGCUGACUGGUCCUCCACUGUGAGCUAGAAUAGACGUCUCUAUGGUCAAGUAAACAGAGCGUGUGCUGUCUUCCCCAUGUGGUGGGGUUGCGCAUGAUCAGUAGCUGCACCACUAGAAAGAUGGCGGAGCAAGAGCAAAGAAAAAUCCCUUUGGUUCCAGAAAAUCUCCUGAAAAAGAGGAAGGCUUAUCAAGCCCUCAAAGCCACCCAGGCAAAGCAGGCACUUUUGGCAAAGAAGGAGCAGAAGAAAGGAAAAGGGCUCAGGUUUAAGCGACUGGAAUCAUUCCUACAUGAUUCCUGGCGGCAGAAACGUGACAAGGUGCGUCUCAGACGACUAGAAGUGAAACCUCAUGCCUUGGAAUUGCCAGAUAAACAUUCCUUGGCCUUUGUUGUACGCAUCGAAAGGAACUUCAACCUGAGACCUGAAAGAUGUGAAAGGCGUUCACCAGUGUUGGGAGACUUUCCAGGCAUACGUGCUGAAGUCCUGAGGAUUGAUGGCGUGAGCUUACUGGUGCAGAGAACCAUUGCAAGACUUCGCCUAAAGAAAAUUUUCAGUGGUGUCUUUGUAAAAGUCACCCCCCAGAAUCUAAAAAUGCUGCGUAUAGUGGAACCUUAUGUGACCUGGGGAUUUCCAAAUCUGAAGUCUGUCCGAGAACUCAUUUUGAAACGUGGACAAGCCAAGGUCAAGAAUAAGACCAUUCCUCUGACAGACAACACAGUGAUUGAGGAGCACCUGGGGAAGUUUGGCGUCAUUUGCUUGGAAGACCUCAUUCAUGAAAUUGCCUUCCCAGGGAAGCAUUUCCAGGAGAUCUCAUGGUUCUUGCGCCCUUUCCACCUCUCAGUGGCCCGUCAUGCUACCAAAAAUAGAGUGGGCUUCCUCAAGGAGAUGGGCACACCUGGCUAUCGGGGUGAACGCAUCAAUCAGCUCAUCCGUCAGCUGAACUAGACCCAGGUGAGGCAGGGCUGAAAACUGCCCUUGGGUUGACUUUUGAUAGGCCAUGCCUUGCCACUUUACAAGUUCUUUUUGCAUUUACUAGUAUUUAAGAGUAACCUUGAGAUUGGGAGGAAAGAGGAGGCUGGUACAAAUAGAUGGAGACCUGCUGGGAUCAGUGAAUGCCUGAUUAGGACAUGGGGCUAUGCAUAGCCUAAGAGUUAUAGGCUUAAAGAUGUCGAGUAACUAAAAACUGUAUUGCUGGCCGGGCGCGGUGGCUCACGCCUGUAAUCCGAGCACUUUGGGAGGCCAAGGCGGGCAGACCAUGAGAUCAGGAGAUUGAGACCAUCCUGGCCAACAUGGUGAAACCCUGUCUCUACUAAAAAUACAAAAAUGAGCUGGGUGUGGUGGCGCGUGCCUGUAGUCCCAGCUACUCGAGAGGCUAAGGCAGGAAAAUCGCUUGAACCCUGGAGGCAGAGAUUGCAGUGAGCCAAGAUUGCGCCAGUGCACUCCAGCUGGGCGACAGAGCGAGACUCCAUCUCGAAAAAAAAAAAAAAAAACUAUUGCUGCAGUCAUUCAGAUGGAAAUGGGGAAAGAAUAAUAUUAAUAACUGAUUUCAAAAAGGACUUGAAGAUGUGAAUCAUGUAUUUUGCUGAAGAAAUCUUAACUCUUUGAAAUUACUUUUUAUUGCUGUUGUUAUACUCUUAGGUGCCAAACUGCGGUAAAUUUUUUAUCAGUGAAGUGGAAGCAUGUGUUUUGUUGUUUUGGGAAUUUUUAUCAAGUAUCUUCAGAGAAGAUUAUUUCCUGCUUUAUCUUCAAAAACUGGAAAGGAAGGGUCAAAGAAAAGACAGUAGCUGGUCGGUCGUGGUGGCUCAUGCCUGUAAUCCCAACACUUUGGGAGGCUGAGGCGGGCAGAUCACCUGAGGUUGGGAGUUCGAGACCAGCCUGACCAACAUGGAGAAAUGCCGUCUCUUCUAAAAAUACAAAAAUUAGCCGGGCAUGGUGGCACGUGCCUGUAAUCCCAGCUACUCAGGAGGCUGAGGCAGGAGAAUCGCUUGAACCUGGGAGGUGGAAGUUGCAGUGAGCUGAGAUCACGCCAUUGCACUCCAGCCUGGGCAACAAGCGAAACUCUGUCUCAAAAAAAAGAAAAGACAGUAGCUUAUGUUCAUGUCAAGCACCUCUCAUCACAGUCUAGUUCCAAGGAAGAAUUCCAGCGUUUUCUACAUUGGGUGCUGCGUCAUCUGAAAUCGGCACAUUCCAUGGAGGAAGGAGUCCUGCUUUGUUGAAUGUAUCCUAGGGUUUAAUGUUGGUAAAUGAGUCACUCUAGCAUUUGUAGAAGGCUCCCUGAGACUCCUGCAGCAGUCAACCAAGCCCAAGGACAUAGUUGAAUCUGGAGAGUCCUGGGGCCUUGUUUUGAAAAAGACUUGAAAUGCACAUAGGAAGAAAGGCAUAAAAAUAAAUGUUCACUUGUCUCUGCUGUGA
Gorilla gorilla gorilla (western lowland gorilla) is the source of this 2578-nucleotide messenger RNA. RefSeq names its product ribosomal protein L7 like 1 (gene RPL7L1). The transcript is spliced from 7 exons. Gene Ontology annotation, molecular function: RNA binding; structural constituent of ribosome. The record is from RefSeq and is a predicted model, not a curated record. NCBI's taxonomy places the organism in Eukaryota, Metazoa, Chordata, Mammalia, Primates, Hominidae. Gene Ontology annotation, biological process: maturation of LSU-rRNA from tricistronic rRNA transcript (SSU-rRNA, 5.8S rRNA, LSU-rRNA). The coding region runs from base 260 to 1111 and encodes 283 amino acids. Gene Ontology annotation, cellular component: cytosolic large ribosomal subunit.